This is a messenger RNA of Vigna unguiculata (cowpea), 1639 nucleotides long. RefSeq names its product carbamoyl phosphate synthase small chain, chloroplastic-like. Lineage: Eukaryota; Viridiplantae; Streptophyta; Magnoliopsida; Fabales; Fabaceae. Gene Ontology annotation, molecular function: carbamoyl-phosphate synthase (glutamine-hydrolyzing) activity. The record is from RefSeq and is a predicted model, not a curated record. Gene Ontology annotation, cellular component: carbamoyl-phosphate synthase complex; cytoplasm. Gene Ontology annotation, biological process: L-arginine biosynthetic process; 'de novo' pyrimidine nucleobase biosynthetic process; L-glutamine metabolic process.
ACAGAAAAAGAAAAAAAAAAUGUGUAUGAAAACGAGUGGUAUCUGUUCUCAAAACGACAGAACAAGAAACAUAAAAGGACAACUUUCAUGGAAAAAAAGAAAAGAAAAAACCAUAAUCCGAACCUGAACAGAAGUGAUUUCAGAACGGUUCUAGGUGGCAAUGGCAGCAAAAUCUUUGGGCGUCGGUGUGCCUCUGAGUCACCUCGUCGGUUCCAAGUCGCCACCUAGGCUUUGCGCCUUAAUUAUCAGAUGCUCUGCUAAGAAGGGUGAAAGGCCUUGGAAAACUUCGGAUGCUAGGCUUGUGUUAGAAGAUGGAUCAAUCUGGAAAGCAAAGUCGUUUGGUGCUUCAGGAACCCAAGUGGGUGAAGUGGUUUUUAAUACAUCAUUGACUGGGUAUCAAGAAAUUCUAACAGAUCCUAGUUAUGCUGGUCAAUUUGUGCUGAUGACAAACCCGCAUAUUGGUAACACUGGUGUAAAUUUUGAUGAUGAGGAAUCAAGAAAGUGCUUCCUUGCUGGUCUAGUAAUUAGAAGUUUAAGCAUCAGUACCUCAAGCUGGAGAUGUGUAGAAACUUUAAGUGGUUACUUAUCAGAAAGGAAUAUCAUGGGAAUUUAUGAUGUUGACACACGGGCUAUCACACGCAGAUUACGACAAGAUGGCAGCCUUAUUGGUGUGUUGAGUACCGACAAUUCUAUAACAGAUGAGGAACUACUUAAGAUGUCUCGUUCUUGGGACAUUGUUGGUAUUGAUUUAAUAAGUGGAGUAUCAUGUCAAACUGUGCAUGAAUGGGUUGAUAAAACAAAGCAAGAAUGGGAUUUUAGUUCUGGAGGGAGUGGAGAGACUUUCCAUGUUGUUGCUUAUGAUUUUGGAAUCAAGCAUAAUAUACUUAAGCGUUUGGCGUCUUAUGGCUGCAAAAUCACUGUUGUACCAUCGACGUGGCCAGCAACAGAAACUUUGAAGAUGAAUCCUGAUGGGGUGCUUUUCAGCAAUGGCCCUGGAGAUCCAUCUGCUGUUCCUUAUGCAGUUGAAACAGUGAAGAAAAUUCUGGGAAAGGUGUCUGUUUUUGGAAUUUGCAUGGGCCAUCAAUUGCUGGGUCAGGCUUUAGGAGGCAAAACCUUUAAGAUGAAAUUUGGUCAUCAUGGAGGGAAUCAUCCGGUUCUUAACCUUCGAACAGGCCAUGUUGAAAUUAGUGCUCAGAACCACAACUAUGUCGUUGACCCUGCUACAUUGCCAGAAGGAGUGGAAGUUACACAUGUUAAUCUUAAUGAUGAAAGUUGCGCAGGCCUUGCUUUCCCUGCUCAAAGAAUAAUGUCUCUUCAAUACCAUCCCGAAGCCUCACCAGGACCUCAUGAUUCUGAUUACGCUUUCGGAGAAUUUAUAAAACUAAUGAAGCAGCAGAAGACAAGGAAACUUGAACCGAAAAUAUCUACAUUAUCUGGUGCAUAACCAUUGAAAAUGUUUACUCUGCAUACUGCUCCAAGAAUCACAUAAUAGUGUAAUUUUGAGAGUGUUGGUUAAGGUAUGAUCAAUUGGGUACCCUCUAAGGGUUGAAUUAGCUUUUAUAUACUCUGUUUCUGAUUGAAGACGGAACAUUGUGUGAGUAUUUUAUAAAAAUAAAAACAAUGAGAACAAUUUUUACUC